UUUGGCUGUUCACGCAGUGUUGUGUGACCGACACAUCUUGCAGGGAUUUCCUCCUUUCACAUUAAAACGAGGUGGAAAAGAAAGGGGCUUAGCAGCAAAAAGUCGAGACAUAUUAUGCAUAUCGGUGAUGCUUCUUUCUUCGAGUGUGUCCCAGCCUUAUUUCCGGGUUAUGUCACACGAGCUCUCCGCCCACGCCGUGCGUCCCAUCACCACAUCCAAGUGAACAUCUUAAACCUUUUCAUUAUGGCUCUCGUUAACAGCCCUCCAUUCAGGAAAGGCAGCCGUGUGUUCAGCUAACCAGGAGGUGUCUGUCAGGCUGUCGGGGGGUGGGCUGUCAGCCAGAAGUUAAACACAGUCAUGUUUGAACACAGAAACACAGGAUAAGAGGAAACAAAUCCUUUCAGCUGUGAUAUUUUAGCUCCUUUUCUGCAAGUGGGCUGUAAUGAACGUGUUCCUAUCCAGGCUGUGUCGAGGCGACGGACAUAUCUUUGAGGUCAUUGUGCAAAUUGCGACGCGACCUUCUACAGUGUGCGAAUUGAGCUUUAUUUGCAUUGUCUGAAGGAUAUCUGUGUAUAUUUGGCUGUCUGUGCACUGAGAAAUCCCAUCGAUCAAUUCUGGCUGCAGAUUUAAUAAGCACUGUAGCCUAAGCGAGGUGCAGAAUGAACUGCAGCUCAUCUGUUGUUGUUUUUUAGAUAAGCCAUAUCACGAACCCGUGUUUUGGUAAACAGGCUCACGUUUGUACCACAUUGCAUUAGAGGCGGACUGUUUCUGAAUGGGAGUGAUAACACCAGUCUGACCCUAAUGUUGUGUCAUAGCCAUGACCAGAUCUAAGAAAAAUGCUGAUAUGUGGGUGACGCCUCAGAGGCAGAAAAAUACAGUGGAAGACAAAUGUCAGAAUUGUUUUGCACCCCAAAUGCAGGCCUUUGUGGCUGACUGUCAGCAUGACCCCCCACCCCUCCGCUGAUGGUACAGUCUUGGUUCAUUCAUAAAAUUCUGGCGGAGUAUAAAAGGAGGGGCUUGCAUUCUAGUCAUCCAGUUACCAGGUAUAUACCUGGAGGAAGACCCGAGCACUUCAUAGAAACGCAAGGCGAGGGGCAUAUUUGUCAUUGGUCUAGACUUGUUUUCUGUGAUGUAUCUGAGCAACUUGAAGCCUGACAUGGAUUCGGCCUCUGCUAGCAGCCGGACAGAGUCUCCAGCCGGGACACAUUGCCAGAAGACGCAAGAAGAGGCGAGCUCUCCUGCUUCCUCCUCAGAGAGCAAUGCAAAGGAGCUCUGCCAAGACAUGGAUGUACAAGCCACUCCAUUUGUUCCAACAGUCACCGCAAUUUCCUCUACCCCAGAUUUUCAGUGGAUGGUCCAGCCUACGAUUAUUACAUCUGUCUCCCCGUCUCUGGGUAGCAAGCAAGCCAAUGAACCGCAGAGCUCUCACCAGGCAACACCCAAAGCGGGCGGGAAUAAAGGGAAAAAUGCUGUCAGGAGGGGGAAAACAGAGCAGCUCUCUCCAGAGGAGGAAGAGAAGAAGAGGAUAAGGAGAGAGAGGAAUAAAAUGGCUGCUGCAAAGUGUCGCAACAGACGGAGGGAGCUUACUGAUACACUGCAAGCUGAGACUGACAAGCUGGAGGAGGAAAAAGCAGCCCUGCAGACAGAAAUAGCCAACCUCCUUAAAGAGAAAGAGAGGCUUGAAUUCAUCCUUGCCACACAUAAACCAGUGUGCCAGAUGUCAGAGGAGCUGGAGUCUAUCUUCCAGGAGCCCACCGGGUCCCCAGAGCUUCCACUCAGUCCAGAUGAGGGCAGGCUGCCAGAGGACGGCACCCAGGAAGCCCCUUCACUCCAGGACAUGGACAUCCCCAGCGAUCCGUCCACAGCCAUCUCGGGGAACUCAAACAUCUUGCUGUGUGCCAGCGCUGAACUCAACAUCUGCGACCUUGAGCCCUCUUUGGACAUUAAGGAGGGGCUACUGGACAGUAUGUUGCCCACUUUAGAGGAGAAAGCCCCGAUGGAGACGGCCCGUUCGGUCCCAGACAUAGAUCUGAGCAGUUCUCUUGGGGUUUCGGACUGGGAGACUUUGUAUAAGUCUGUUUCCAGUGACCUGGAGCCCCUCAGCACCCCCGUGGUGACCUCCACCCCCACCUGCAGCAGCUACCUGUCUGUUUUCACAUUCGCGUGUCCUGAGCUGGACUCUCUCACAGAGGGACUUGACAGUCAUAAAAGUGGAGGCAACAAGGCUGAAUCAGUUGACAUCCUAAAUUCUCCCACUCUCCUAGCCUUAUAAUGUACAGAGGGAAGUUGUUGGUCCGAUCUCUGUGAUGUUUUGUUGCAGGUUCUUGACUUUGAAAUGAUAUGAACAGAGUAUGCCACAGUAUGCUGUAACACUUCAAGGAGUACAUUCAUGAAAUGUCUUGUGUGUGACAAAGCAACAGUGUAAACUUUCUCAAGAUACAUAGCCUACAGAAUGAUGUAGCUAAUAAAAGCAUGGCUUUUAAUUUCACAGAAGGGAUUGAACUAAGUUCUGAUUUUAAAUCGCAUGCUGAGAAAUUCCAAAUAAUUUUCAGAGCUCAUAUAUUUGAUCUUUUAAUAGAUCUAAGAUGUAUUGUGGAAUAUAAUGUUACAGUAUGGUUUUGUGUUUUAAUGUUAAUAGUGUAUUUAUUGCUGUGAAUGUUGUAUUUAGGUAUUCAUCCAUGUUAAGUACUUGCAUACCUCAACAUUAUCAACUGUGGUUUGACCUCAUUGUUAAAAUGUUUAGAGUUUUCCAUGAAAACAUCCAGUGCUAUAUCUAUCAAGAUGUAAUUUAUGAUUUAUUUUUUUACCUUUCAGAUUUUGACUUAUUUGUUAAAUUUAAAACCGAGUAAAUGAGCAUUGAUUGCUUAUUUAUGCUGCUGAAAAAUCACAAUAAAUCGUCAUUCAGAGUGA
Messenger RNA from Myripristis murdjan (pinecone soldierfish), 2910 nucleotides. It is a transcript of the gene fosaa, whose product is annotated as v-fos FBJ murine osteosarcoma viral oncogene homolog Aa. Gene Ontology annotation, molecular function: DNA-binding transcription factor activity, RNA polymerase II-specific; RNA polymerase II cis-regulatory region sequence-specific DNA binding. NCBI's taxonomy places the organism in Eukaryota, Metazoa, Chordata, Actinopteri, Holocentriformes, Holocentridae. The transcript has 4 exons. Gene Ontology annotation, cellular component: nucleus. The record is from RefSeq and is a predicted model, not a curated record. Gene Ontology annotation, biological process: regulation of transcription by RNA polymerase II. Bases 1130 to 2272 code for a protein of 380 amino acids.